Messenger RNA from Hordeum vulgare subsp. vulgare (domesticated barley), 1399 nucleotides. Its product is annotated as E3 ubiquitin-protein ligase WAV3-like. The record is from RefSeq and is a predicted model, not a curated record. The coding region runs from base 166 to 1245 and encodes 359 amino acids. NCBI's taxonomy places the organism in Eukaryota, Viridiplantae, Streptophyta, Magnoliopsida, Poales, Poaceae. The transcript has 2 exons.
UUUUCUUAAUGUUGAUAGAUAUCUUGUUGUUGGAAUGUGUGUGUAUAUAUAGAGGUAUCCGUGCCCAGCUAUCGAUCACUCAGACAGACGAGCAACAGACAGACAUAAGGUGUGCGGUGCUCUCUGCCUUGUUAGCAACCUUAAUUAGCAGGAGCAGCAAACCCGAUGGCAUCGUUCGGCGACGAUGAGAGGCCUCCUUCCCCGAAUGCAGGGAGCAAAGAUGGGAUGGUGGCGAUGGCAAUUCGGGCGUACACCAAAAAAGACGUGGCGCUGACGGAGGACGCGGUGACGGCGAUGGUGGAGAUCAGGGCCACAUCCUCCGCCGCCAUGAGGGAGGGGCUGGACCUGGUAGCUGUGGUGGACGUGAGCGGCAGCAUGGACGACGGGGACAAGAUCGAGAGCAUGAAGAAGGCCCUGCAGUUGGUCAUCAUGAAGCUCACCCCCAUGGACCGCCUCGCCAUCGUCACCUUCGACAGCACCGCCUGCAGGCUCAACCCGCUGCGCUCCAUGACGCUGGCUGCCCAGACCGAACUCAGGGCCGUCGUCGACGGCCUGGCUGUCGGCAGCGGGUCCCACAUAAAGGCCGGCCUUGACAUGGGGCUGGCCGUCCUCGCCGGUCGUGUCCAUACCGAAUCACGCACCCCCAACAUCUUCCUCAUGUCAGACGGGCAGACGACCUCCGGUGACCUCACGGAAGUUGACCCCGGCGAAGUGGCCGUGUACACCUUUGGUUUCGGCGCCGGCGCCGGCACCGACCACAAGCUGCUGAGCGACAUAGCCAGGAAGUCCACGGGCGGGACGUACAGCGCGGUGCCGGACGGGAACAACCUCAGCGCGCCCUUCUCGCAGCUCCUUGGCGGCCUGCUCACGGUGGUGGCGCAGGACGUCCAGCUCACGCUCGAGCCCAACAAUGCCGACGGCGACCUGGACAAGAUGACCGUGGCCCCCGGCACGGACUACACCACCACCACCGACGACAAGAGCGGCCACAUCACCAUCAAGUUGGGCACACUCUUCAGCGGAGAAGCGCGCAAGGUGGCCGUCAACUUCACGCUCAAGGACAGCGUCGAGACCGAGGAGUACGACGCCGUCUUGGCCGAGGCGCGGCACAGCUACGCCGGGCAGAAGGCGCGACAGGCUCCCGAGGCCUUCCUGAUCGUGCGCACCCCAAACCCAAGCUCUCCCGUCGAGGAGCGCUCCGUGCAGGCCGAGGAGGUGCCCUCCGCCGACGACGAUGCUGUCUAGAGGAGAUGAAAGGCGACCCCUUCACCGACUUCAGCAACAAAUAUUAUCUAUCAUUCCCUGUAUUAAUUUGUAGACUCCUUACUUUCCCACGCUUUUUCUAUAUCUAUAUCUAUGUCUAUAUCUAUACCUACCUACUAAUAAAGCAAAGAUAACU